Molecule: messenger RNA, 1326 nt
Organism: Nelumbo nucifera (sacred lotus)
Lineage: Eukaryota; Viridiplantae; Streptophyta; Magnoliopsida; Proteales; Nelumbonaceae
Molecular function (GO): zinc ion binding
Source: RefSeq, a predicted model, not a curated record
AUGCCUAAACCCCCUAGAAAGGGUUGUGUUGCCAAUGAUGAUGCAUUUGAGCAUGAGUGUGGUUAUGGAAUGGAGGGUGCUGAUGGUGAAUUUGAUGAAGAUCAGAAUUGUGGAGAUGGUCUAGGUGGUGAUGAUGAUUGGUUGGAAGGUGGUGUUGGUGACUCUGAUACAGAACAACUGAGUGGUUUUGGUGUACCAUCAACCGGCCAUGAUGGUGUUGGUGUAUCAUCAGUUAGGGAUACAUUUGAUUUGUCGGAUUAUGAGUCAUUGAGUGAUAAUGACAAUCCAAAGAGAAGGGGAUACAAAGUUUCAUGGAGGAAGACACAUAGAGCCUGCCUAAAGGCAAUUGAUAGGAUUAGAGGGUCUCUGGCCGAAUCAUACUCUUUGUUACCUAAGUACUGCACAACUUUAUUGGCAAGUAACCCUGGGUCUAUUGUCAAACUGCAUGCUCCGCUAGCCAUAGUAGAUGACACAUAUGGCACAUUCAAUAGAGUGUUCAUCUGCCUUAUAGCCUACAAGAAUGGCUUCUUAGAGGGAUGUAGAAAAAUUGUUGGGUUGGAUGGUUGUCACACUAAGACUAGUGCAAUUGGAGGGAUAAUUCUAUUGGCUAUAGGCCAAGAUGGAAAUAAUGGCAUAUACCCCAUUGUAUAUUUUGUUGUGGAAGCCGAGAACAAAGAAAGUUGGUUGUGGUUCUUGAAUGAGCUUCGUGAUGCAUUGUGUAUUGAUGACCCACACAAGUGGACUUUUAUGUCAGAUAGGCAGAAGGCAGAAGGCAACUCAUACACCCAAACUGACUUUGCUCACUAUAUGGAAGUUGUAAAGAACUAUUCUAAAGAAGCAUAUGAUUGGUUAUGUAAGAUCCCCCCUAUAACAUGGUCUAGACAUGGGCUUGACCCAAUUGUUAAAUCGGAUGACAUCACAAACAAUUGGACUAAGUCAUUCAAUUCUUUGAUUGGGGAGUCUAGGUCUUUGCCGAUCGUAGAAAUGCUAGAAGAUGUAAGAAAGAGACUGAUGCAAAAACUAUUUGAGAGACAUGAGGCUACCAACGCACAAGCAUCUGUGCUAAUGCCAAGGGUGGAAUCAAUCGUCAGCAGAAGGAGGAGAGAGGCCAGGUCAGCUAGGGUUUUCAGGUCUAGACAUUAUGAGUACCAAAUAAGAGGGAAUGAUUUGGUUGAUAAUGUGACUAAGAUGGAUGCUAAGACCUGCACUUGUAGAGUAUGGGACAUCAGUGGCAUCCCAUGCUGUCAUGCACUUGCAGUUUUAACAUACACUCGAGGUACAAUAGAGGAGUUGUGUGACAUGGCCUUUCACAAGUCCACAUAUUGA